GUCCAGGUCCAGCUCGGCCCGAGCGCAUGACGCUCCAGGCGGCCCCGUCAUGCGUCUCCCAUGCGAGCCCGGCACCCACUCCCUACGACUCCUCUUCCUCUUCAUCUUCGUGAUGGGGGCGGCGCCCUCGCCGGCCGUGACCGCAGGCUGCCCCGACAGGUGCGUGUGCGACGACCAGCUGGUGGUCCAGUGCGCCGGGCAGGACCUGGUCUUGUUCCCCAGCGACCUGCCCCUGGCCACACGGCAGCUCAUCAUCUCCAACAACCGGAUCGGAGACCUGCCGGCGCUGCAGCUCAACUACUUGUCUGAUCUGGUCUACUUGGACUGCAGCAACAACUCCCUCGCCGAAAUCUCAGAGUCCACCUUCGGGAACUUGCGCAAACUGGCCUACCUGGACUUGUCCUUCAACACCCUGCUGCAGAUCGAGGACCGGACUUUCGGGCCGCUGGCGUCCCUGGUCAUGCUGCGGCUGACGGACAAUCCCGGUCUCGGGGAGGUCCACCCGGAUGCCUUCUCUGAGAACAUGGCUCUGCAGGUUCUGGACGUGAGCCGGAACAACCUGACGGUCCUCAACAUCAGCGGGCUGAUCGCUCUGCCGGCUCUGAGGUCUCUGGGCCUCAGCGGGAACCCGUGGAAGUGCGACUGUGACACCGAGGACCUCUGCCUUUGGGUCCAGAUAGAAGGCUUCAAAUUCCAAGACGAGGGCCAGACCGUUUGCCACGGCCCCCCCGAGCUGGCGGGCCGGCGUCUGGCCGAGGUGGGCAUGCAGCUGCGGGUGGACUGCCACCAAGGCCUGGGCUACUGGGACUACCUCUUCUUCGUCGCCAUCGGCUUCAUCAUCUUCUCGGCGGGCACCGUGUCGGCCUGGGUGAUGGGCGUGCUCAUGGUGCUGUACGAGCGCUACAGCAAGCGCAGGAGCGAGGAGCUGGACAGCGACGACGAGGACGACCGGGGGAAAGGACGAGGAGGAGGGAACCAUGGCAACGGGGACGUGAGCAAGCCUGGCAUGCAGGUUUGAUCGGACCCGUGACCCCCCAGACCAAAGACUCUGCAAACGCUACACGUUUAGAUACUGCGGCUACGCUCCUCCAAAUAUUGGACUGUGUGUGUGUGUGUGUGUGUGUGUGUGUGUGUGUGUGUGUGUGUGUGUGUGUGUGUGUGUGUGUGUGUGUGUGUGUGUGUGUGUGUGUGUGUGUGUGUGUGUGUGUGUGUGUGUGUGGAAGGGUGGGCUGGUUUUAAGGAUGCCUUCAACUCUGGAAUACAGGAAAUGACCAUGAGAGUAUUGACAGCAAUAAGUAGCCCCGACCCUUUUUUUUUUUUUUUUUUUAAGUAAAACCUGCAAUUUCAGCACAUGUCAAUACAGUAACAAUUAAAUUCAAUUAUAUAUAUUUUUUUACGCCAAUUUGUUCACUUUUUUUGUUUUUAUCAUACAUUCCAAAAAGUCAAAAUGCAUUUUUGAGACAAUAUUUCCAUUUGUGGACAGAUUUCAAAUGUAAUUACAUUUCUUAUGUCAAUAUGUAAUAUGCGCUUUUUCAAAUGUAUUGUCUUUUUUUUUUUCCUUAAUAAAAAAAAAAAGCAACAUGCUCCUCUCGAUAAAACCCCAGUUUUGACCCACCCUGGUCGUUUGUACUGCCCUAUCAAAUUAAAUCAAAUUCAAUUCAAUUUAAUUAAACACUACACUCUUACAUUGUUUUAUUACUAUUUUUUAAUUAAUUUGAAUCAUUUUUAUUUUUUAUUUUAAUGUUUUAAAUUGGAUUUAUUAAAUUAGUACACCGCUUAAUUUUAUUUUUAUUUUAUUGUUCAAAAUGUAAUUGAAUAUAAUUUAAUUAGUAAACCC
Molecule: messenger RNA, 1837 nt
Organism: Entelurus aequoreus (snake pipefish)
Lineage: Eukaryota; Metazoa; Chordata; Actinopteri; Syngnathiformes; Syngnathidae
Product: leucine-rich repeat-containing protein 52-like
Exons: 2
Coding region: 50-1018 (322 amino acids)
Cellular component (GO): voltage-gated potassium channel complex
Molecular function (GO): potassium channel activator activity; voltage-gated potassium channel activity; transmembrane transporter binding
Source: RefSeq, a predicted model, not a curated record